CAGACAGCCGCCGCCCCAGAUGGCCCGUCGGCUCCCCGCCCAGACGCCACCCAGACAGGCCCCUCCCCUCGCAGACAGGCCCUCCACAGCCCCCAGACAGCACCCCUAGCCCCCUGGUCCUGCAGACUGACGUCUGAGGCGUUAGAUUGACCCAGGGGCACCCAUUCCUCAUUUCGGCUUCUGCUCCUCUUCUUGGGACCUCCUCUGGGUGUAAGCUGGGCCCAGCCCCUCAUGCCCUAGCCCCCAGAACCCAAACUCAACCAGUGGGCCCUGUGGUUGGCGUGACUUGCAGUGGAGCAGGCAGGAGCAGCUGGCGUCCCCUGGGGCCCAACGGGGCAGAGAUCAGCAGGACUGGGGGUUCCUGGGGAACGAGUGAGGGUGCCCUCAGCCCUGGGCUCCGUGCUGUCCUGCAGGGGAGUCAGACCCCUCCUCUUCCCCCUGGGCUGGUUCCAGCCUCUCUCAGCAGAGGAGCUGCGUCCUGCCAGCUGAUGGUAGCGCCCCCUCCCUGGGGUCUCCCCGCAGGCGUCCCCACAGGGGACUGGAAUCAGAGGCCACAGUCUGUGGAAGCCACAACAGGGGGAGUCCUAAGCUGAGGUUGGGGAUAAACUGAGAGAAAUGACAAACUACCCCCCACAACACACCAAAGUUGGGCUUGGGCUUGGGGUGGAGCCGUGCCUGGGAGGCCGCCCACAAUUACCACAGUUUGAGUUAGUUAGUUCCCACCCCUCCAAGGCUUGACACGUAGUUAGUCUUCACUUCUGGGGAAUUGGCUUAAAGAGGCAGCAUCACCUAAAACCUGGGCUCUUGGCUAAGCCCCCGCACCCCCCUCCAUCGUGGGAGCCGCUUCCACAGGAGAGGAGAGGCUGUGCUCUGGCCACGGAGCUGGCGCCCGUUAGCGCUUCUCAGGGACGCUCCGAGUGUGGUUUGGUCCUUACAACAAUUUUCUGGCAGAGGGAACAGCAGCUCUUCUGUCCAGUCCUGACUCAGAGAGGGGAAGGGGCUGACCUGUUGUCACACAGCAAGAAACGAAGGUAACCAGGGAAUGUUCCUCAAAGUUUAGGUACUUUUCAUCAUUCAAAAUGCAUUUGCAUUCUGUUGUCUCCAUGAGCUCAGCAGAACAGCUACAGUUACAGGGGGAGAAAGAGAAGCCCAGAGAGGGACGGGACUUGCCUGAGGUCACACAGUGGAUCACAGACCUGUGAUUCGGACCUGGCUGGUUGCCUUCAGCUCCUCCUCUGUAGCACACUUACCUCCACCGCUGCCAGGAGAGGCCAGCCUCGCAGGUGUGUGCCACGGACCACAACGUGGACAACACCACGGAGAUGCUGCAGGAGUGGCUGGCCGCUGUGGGCAAUGACUAUGCAGCUGUAGUCUGGAGGCCUGAAGGGGACGCCAGGUCCUACCCAGACGAAGAGGGUCCCAAGCACUGGACCAAAGAAAGGCACCAGUUUCUGAUGGAGUUGAAGCAGGAAGCCCUGACCUUCGCCAGGGACUGGGGGGCUGACUAUAUCCUGUUUGCAGAUACAGACAAUAUUCUGACCAACAACCAGACACUGCGCCUUCUGACAGAGAAGGGGCUGCCUGUGGUGGCCCCAAUGCUGGACUCCCAGACCUACUACUCCAAUUUCUGGUGUGGGAUCACCCCCCAGGGCUACUACCGCCGCACAGCCGAGUACUUCCCCACCAAGAACCGCCAGCGCCGGGGCUGCUUCCGUGUCCCCAUGGUCCAUUCCACCUUCCUGAUAGCCCUGCGGGCUGAGGGGGCAGCCCAGCUCGCCUUCUACCCGCCUCACCCCAACUACACCUGGCCCUUCGAUGACAUCAUCAUCUUUGCCUAUGCCUGUCAGGCUGCAGGGGUCUCCGUCCACGUGUGCAAUGAGCACCGUUAUGGGUACAUGAACGUGGCUGUGAAGUCCCACCAGGGGCUGGAGGACGAGAGGGUCAACUUCAUCCACCUGAUCUUGGAAGCACUGGUGGACGGGCCCCCGAUGUGGGCCUCGGCUCAUGUGUCCCGGCCCCCAAAGAGGCCCAGCAAGAUGGGGUUUGAUGAGGUCUUUGUCAUCAGCCUGGCCCGCCGGCCCGACCGCCGGGAGCGCAUGCUGAGCUCGCUUUGGGAGAUGGAGAUCUCCGCGCGGGUGGUAGACGCUGUGGAUGGCCGGACACUCAACAGCAGCACCAUGAGGAUCCUCGGCGUGGACCUGCUGCCCGGCUACCAGGACCCCUACUCGGGCCGCACGCUGACCAAGGGCGAGGUGGGCUGCUUCCUAAGCCACUACUCCAUCUGGGAGGAGGUAGUUGCGAGGGGCCUGGCCCAGGUCGUGGUGUUUGAGGACGACGUGCGCUUUGAGAACAACUUCAGGGGGCGGCUGGAGCGGCUGAUGGAGGAGGUGGAGGCAGAGAAACUUCCAUGGGACCUGAUCUACCUCGGCCGGAAGCAGGUGAACCCUGAGGAGGAGGCAGCAGUGGAGGGGCUGCCACACCUGGUGGUGGCCGGGUACUCCUAUUGGACACUGGCAUACGUCCUGAGCCUGGCAGGCGCCCGCAAGCUGUUGGCCUCCCAGCCGCUGCGCCGAAUGCUGCCCGUGGACGAGUUCCUGCCCAUCAUGUUUGACCAGCACCCCAAUGAGCAGUACAAGGAACACUUCUGGCCACGGGACCUGCGGGCCUUCUCGGCCCGGCCCCUGCUCGCUGCCCCCACUCACUACGCGGGGGACGCCGAGUGGCUCAGUGACACGGAGACCUCCUCGCCCUGGGAUGAUGACAGCGGCCGCCUCAUCAGCUGGAGCGGCUCUCACAAGACCCUGCGUGACCCCCGCCUGGACCUGGCCGGCAGCGGUGGGCACAGCCUCCAUCCCCACCCCCGGGAUGAGCUCUAGGUCUGGGUGGUGACUCCAGAGGAGGGCUCGGGAGCAGGCUGCAGCCGUCCAGGGAGCAGAGUUGGAAAUCGCUGGCAGAGGCUGCCACCAGGAGCCACAGACCCACAGCUGCGACCUCAGGCGUGGCCACUCUGCCCUCUGGACCCAUCUUUCAUCAGGAGAAACCACUCCAAGAUGGGGCCCUUCCCUGAAGGUCAUGUGGUGAAAGGGCAGGGAUCACAGGCCCUCUUACCCUGCCCGGCCUGACUCAGGGCCUGGGGUAGAGGGAAGGAGGGGGCUCCCCAGCCUGCAGUUUCAAGCUGGGCAGACAGGAGCCCUGCCCUCCCUGAGGACCCGGCUGCUGGGGCCCCUCUGCCG
Messenger RNA from Diceros bicornis minor, 3233 nucleotides. It is a transcript of the gene CERCAM, whose product is annotated as cerebral endothelial cell adhesion molecule. The coding region runs from base 1323 to 2876 and encodes 517 amino acids. Lineage: Eukaryota; Metazoa; Chordata; Mammalia; Perissodactyla; Rhinocerotidae. The record is from RefSeq and is a predicted model, not a curated record. The transcript has 13 exons.